Messenger RNA from Penicillium malachiteum, 405 nucleotides. RefSeq lists its product as uncharacterized. The coding region runs from base 1 to 405 and encodes 134 amino acids. Lineage: Eukaryota; Fungi; Ascomycota; Eurotiomycetes; Eurotiales; Aspergillaceae. The transcript has a single exon. The record is from RefSeq and is a predicted model, not a curated record.
AUGCAGUUCCGCUACUCCUCUGCUGAGAAAACCAAUUUCGCGUGGGAGACGGCCAUCCCUAUUACCCCCUUCUGGGAAACAUGGACCUACAAAGAGGCCUACCCGGUCCUCAAGGCCAUCACCAUUGAGGAGCUGGAACCUUACGACCUCGACGCAAAGUACAGUACGGCCUCCCAGGAGAAGAAGUAUGCCGUGAUCCUCGAUAUCCUACGAGAGAAGCUGCACCGAGAGGAGACUAAAGGCGCGACGCCUGAUGAAUUCUAUACAACCAAUUACAAGAACUGGGGCCAGGUAUGGCUUGUUAUCGGCUUCAUCAACUCGAAUCUCGGCCGGGUGAACAAGGCCAAGGCCGCGCAGCGGAUUCUGGUCGAGAGACGGCAAGACCCAAUGACAUUGUGCCCCUAA